AUGAUCCUUCGCCCAGCCUCCAUCUCCCUCUCCAUCGCCCAUCCUCUCCGUCGCUCCUCGCACGCGACCCUCCCACUCGCCACCGGCUCCGCCUGCACCACCACCCCCUCCUCAACAUGCGUCGCUCGAGCACGGGGUCAGCGUCCCUUCUCUCACACCCGCCGCCUCGAACAGGCCGGUAACGCACCUCAGAACCACUAUGAAGUGCUGAAACUCCCCAUGCACGCCACGAAAUCAGAGCUAAAGCGCCAGUUCUACAUCCUCUCCAAGGAAACCCAUCCGGAUGUGAAUCGCCAAGACCCCCAAGCUGCCGACCGCUUCGCGCAGAUCAGCGAGAGCUACUCCGUCCUCGCGGACCCGGAGAAGCGGAAGCGCUAUGACCGAGACGUCAUGCGCGCACAGCAGCAGCACGACCGGCACGGCCGACACCACAGCGGCGGCGGCAGCAGGUCAGGGACAUACGCGGGCCACCGGCCUCCCUCGGGCCUGAGCAAGAGACGGAGCGUGUUCAAGGGUCCCCCGCCCUCGUUCUACGCACAUGGCGGCGGCGGCGCCUCCACGCGGACACAGCAGGACGCUCAAGCCCGCGCCCACCAGGCAGCAGGCCAAGAAUACACUGGUGGCACAUUCGAUGCGGGCGCCUUCUCCGACGACCCAAAUGCGACGUUCGACUCGCGCCCGACGUUCAAGACCCAGACGCACGAGGACUACCGGCGCAUGAACCGGCGGCAGGCCGAACUGGCAGCCGCGCAGGUCGCCGUCGAGGAAGAUAACUUCUGGGCCAGGUUCACUAUUGUGAGCGGCAUCAUUGCUUUGAGUGUCGGGGUCGGCACGCUCAUCUUGAAAAUGGCGAGCACUCCUCGUGGGGGCGGGUUGACUCGCGCAGAUGGUAGUAGAAGGGAUUCGGCGAAGAACGAGUGGACGAAAGGCUAG
Cladophialophora carrionii CBS 160.54 is the source of this 933-nucleotide messenger RNA. RefSeq lists its product as uncharacterized. The record is from RefSeq and is a predicted model, not a curated record. Lineage: Eukaryota; Fungi; Ascomycota; Eurotiomycetes; Chaetothyriales; Herpotrichiellaceae. The coding region runs from base 1 to 933 and encodes 310 amino acids. The transcript has a single exon.